ACGUGAAACGUGCGACGUGACGUGCGGAUGGUUCACAGAAAAAUUAGUGACUAGUUUCAAAAAAUAUCUAUAAAACUACAUGCGAAUUGAAAGUUGUUUGUGAAAAAUGAAAAAGUGAUGCUUGAGAUGCUUGAGUGAUUUAAUAUAAGCGCAAAUUGUUUGACAAUUUUAAUUGAAACAAAAAAAAAAGAAUAUUUAUGCCGCGUUCCUGGUGAACAAAAGUGCUCUGUGAUUUGUGCCUUUACAACAGUUGUCAUGGAUAAAGUCAACUAUAGAAAAUGUCCGCUGAAGAAGCGUCCCAUAAUGAUGUUGGAACAGGAGGAACAACAGUCAGAACGCAUGGAUUGUUUGGAUCAAGACGAAGGACCCGUUGAUCUCAGUCUCGCCGCUGGCGCAGCGCCAAUGCAUCAACCAAUUUCUUCACCACCACCAACGCCUGCGCCCUCCACCUACGCUGCGACUUAUCAAUUUGGUCAAGACAAUGCUGAACAACGUACAGCGCUACCCACACCGCCACCGUCAGAAAAAUCUGUCGGUGUUUUUACACAAAGUAAAGAGGAGCUGGCGCGACGCAUCUGGGAGGAAACGCGUGAGAUUGCGCGUGCAUUUCCCGAUGUCUUCACGCGUGAGGAGAUUGCACGUAGUCUAGCACGCUUGGGUUAUGGUGAUUUUCCGCUGCCACCCGAAGAUGAAGUGUGCGGUAAGGAGGAAGCGGAGUCGAGAUCAGAGCCACAACGACAACAACAAUAUGAUGGCAUAACACCCCCGCCACCAACAGUGAAUGCGGAAUUUGCGGCGCGUGAAAUAAAGCAGGAGAUAAUUGAAGUUGAUAAUUAUGUGCCGAUAGCCGGGCUUCGAAACUACAACAACAAUUUAUUGAAAAGCAUUGCUGAGUAUGAAGACUGCAUACAACCGCAAGCUUAUGGCAUGCAAGCGCAGCAGAUGCUGCCACAACUACAGCAGCCGCAACAGCACAUAGCAGCGACGCCACAGUCAAUGCAGCAGGUGCCACAAGCAGAGAACUGCUACUAUCAAGCAGAGCGGCGCGAUUAUGAGCCACAGGAUUUGAGUGUGAAGAAUGAUUUGCCGGCCCGGCGCGUGCUUGGUGAGAAUAUCAAUCUGCACAAUGUUGCGCGUGCGCUGCUAAGUAUGCAGCAAAUUAGCACUAAUAACAAUCAUGCAAUGCAUGCACCCAGCAUGCAUGAGGAGCGUUGCACAACCGAGUCACCAAAUGCAAACACGCUCAAGAUCAAGACCAACAACGAUCUCUACUACCAGUGCCAGCAAUGCAACAAGUGCUACUCCACCUACGCCGGCCUGGUGAAGCAUCAACAAACGCACGCGUAUGAGAGCACCGAAUACAAAAUCAUACGCAGCGUGAAUAAUGCCGAAGCGCCAGGCGCGCUCGAAGCAGCUGGCGAAUUCUCCAGUGAUAAGGCUGCAGCGCUUAUACAUUCCUCCAGCGUCGCAUCAGCGCAGUCGGCACAAAAGCCUGUCGGUGUGCCGCGCUACCAUUGCAAAGAUUGCGGCAAGUCAUACUCCACAUACUCGGGCUUGAGUAAGCAUCAGCAGUUUCAUUGUCCCGCCGCCGAGGGCAAUCAAGUGAAAAAGGUUUUCAAUUGCAAGAAUUGCGACAAGACCUACGUCUCACUGGGCGCACUCAAAAUGCACAUACGCACACACACGCUGCCCUGCAAGUGUCCCAUCUGCGGCAAAGCCUUCUCACGUCCCUGGCUGCUGCAGGGUCACAUACGCACACACACAGGCGAAAAACCAUUCAGCUGCCAGCACUGCAAUCGCGCCUUUGCCGAUCGUUCGAAUUUGCGCGCACACAUGCAAACCCAUUCGGAUGUGAAGAAGUAUUCAUGCCCUUCGUGUACGAAGUCAUUCUCGCGCAUCUCCCUAUUGGGUAAGCACUUGCAGGGUGGCUGCCAGCAAUCGCCGCACUCAGCAUCGCCAACGUCGUCCACCGAAAAUUUGACAGCAUACGCCGCGUCGGCUGCAUCAGCUGGGCACAUCGGUGAGGGUGGCUUCAGCCAGCAGCAGCUGCAACAGCAUAUGCAACGGCUGCAACAAGGCGCCUACAAUGAUGAGAAUAUGCCAGCCGAACGCCAGCAGCCUUCCGCUUACUAUUACGCCGACAGUUUGGGUAGCAGUGGUGAUGAUCAGGAAGAGUUGGAGGAAAUGCGUUACAGCGGCACGACGCCACCGCCACCGAUUCAGUCCGCGCAACCUCAACAACAGCAACCAAUGGCGCUAAUGGCGGCGCAAGCCGGUGAAUACUGAGUGGUGUUGUCUUGUUAUAGGUUCGUGUAGCCGAAAAGUCUAUUUAAGUAUUGAAAAAGGAUACUCAUAAUUUAGUUUUUAGUUUUUAAGCUAGUUUUUAAGAUUUCAAGCAGGUUAGGAACUCAGGAAUUAGUAUUUAAGUUUGUGGGGAAUACCAAAAAAAUUGCAACAGUGCCAAAAAUUAGCGGUAGGGUAUGACACGAUCGCAUGCUAGUGUAGGUAGGUAUUUAUUUAUUUAUUUCUAAUAUUAUAACUUAUUUAAAAAAUAUUUAUUUUACUAAAUAAAAUAGUUUAAUUAAUUUAUUUGUAUAUUUAUUUAUCACCAUAAUUUAUUUAUUGCAUAUAUUUAUAUAGCAUUUAAACGACAUCGAAACACAUUCGCGACAUCUAGCGGUAUUUAUAAUCGUAAUUAUUGUAUUUAUUGGAACACAUAUGAAACUAUAAUAUUAUAAUACUUUCCAAAAUAAAAAUUUAUAAAUGCAGCCAAAAAUAUUUUUUACCAAAAAUAAUAAAAAUAUCUAUAUUAACAUAAUUUAUUUGAUUAGUUAACUUACAAUAUAAAAAAAAAUUUUAUGUAACUAUUUUAUUUAUUUUUUCCACACUAAUUUAAUUGUUUUUACCUUAAUUUUUAUUUAAAUAAAUUAUUAUAUUUUAAGGCAACUAAAAUCGCUCGCUUAAAAAACGGGUGUUAUUUCAGACAGUUGUCUAGUCAGUCACUUAGAUGUAUUUUAGAUCUUAUAUCUAAUAUAUUAGUAUAUAAAUAUUUAUUUUAAUUUUUUCCUUUUUUUAUUCUAUAAAUAUGGGUAUUAGAGCUUCACAUAUAUACUAGUAUUUAUGAUAAAACGGACAAAUGAUCAAACAGUGAAUUCAUUGGUGUCAUAUUAGCAAGUCCGAAGCUUAGAAAAGCAAUGGAAGUUAGUAAAAUGAAUUCAAAAUUAUUAGCAUAAAUUCAGAAAGCAAUUUAAAGAGCUAAAAAGCAAAAAAUUAGCAGUUAAAUUAGCUUAAAAUAUUGGAAAAAAUAUUUGAGUUUCGAAUACAGGU
Messenger RNA from Bactrocera oleae (olive fruit fly), 3327 nucleotides. It is a transcript of the gene wor, whose product is annotated as worniu. Gene Ontology annotation, biological process: regulation of DNA-templated transcription. Lineage: Eukaryota; Metazoa; Arthropoda; Insecta; Diptera; Tephritidae. Gene Ontology annotation, molecular function: DNA-binding transcription factor activity, RNA polymerase II-specific; RNA polymerase II cis-regulatory region sequence-specific DNA binding. The record is from RefSeq and is a predicted model, not a curated record.